Molecule: messenger RNA, 1631 nt
Organism: Vicia villosa (hairy vetch)
Lineage: Eukaryota; Viridiplantae; Streptophyta; Magnoliopsida; Fabales; Fabaceae
Exons: 1
Coding region: 249-530 (93 amino acids)
Source: RefSeq, a predicted model, not a curated record
AAAAAAUUAUGCUAGUGUUAGUUGGUUGGCUCUUUAUAUUAAAAGAUACCUUUGGUGAUAAACACAAGCACUAGCAACAUCACCACUUAAAUACCACUAUUAUCAAUCAAGUCUCAUAAAUAGAGGUUGUUGACACUUUCAAUCAAUAUACUCAAUUUCUUCUUCAAACUUCAUCACAUAAAAAAAAAUAUCCUUCAAGUUAAUUAAUCAAGAGUGAGUGAGAGAGAAGAUAAAUUAAUCUUGAUAGGAUGAAGAAGAGUUCUAAGGUGGCAGAUGAGAACAUGUAUGAAGGAGGAGAAAGGGGGGUUGAAGUAGCAAUAUUUGGAGGUGAAGGUGAAAGAGGAAGAAGACAACAUGGGUGGAGUGUUAUUUUUGCUAUUCUUCAAGCUCCAAUUUCUAUACUAUCAUGUGUUUCUAAUCCUCGUGUUAAUGGUUCUGAUGGCGUUUGGACUUCUGGUGAAUUUGCACAAAUUUCUGAGAUCAAUCAUAUUAUGGUAAAUGAUAGUAUGAGAUAUGCAAUUUUGAUGUAGAAAAAAAUGUAAACAUUUAUUUAAUAUGUUGUCAUCUAGAGUAACUUCUCUUAUUUCAAUUUAAUUUUAUUAUAUUAUUAUAUUGUUAUAUUAUAUAUAUUUAUACUCCACUGGAUCAUAUUACAUUAGAUUAUUAAACGGUUUAGCCAAAAAGAUCUUUGUUUUAUAUUGGUUCUAUUAUUGGGAUGGUAUAAAUUUAAUGUUUGCUUAAACUUUUUACAUGUUAAGCAAACUGUUUAUUAUUAUCUAAAUAUGUUGUUUAUAACUUAGAUUGUAUGUGGAUUGAAGAGAGACCACGUUGUAUUUUUGUAAUCCUUGCUUACAUUUAUUGUUUGACUUUUAUUUAUUAAUAAAAUUAUACUUGACUUAAAAAAAUAAGUCAUGAAAUUGCAAUUAUUUGUCAUUUUGUUCUUAACUUUACUUUUUUUUCCCUCAACUUUAUCAUUCUUUUUGUAUUAAUCCCUAUAUUUAAAUACUUAUAAUAUACACUACAAGAAAACUGCCCAUUAGAAAACUUUCUAAUAACUAUUUUUACCAUGCCAUUCGACUUAAUAAAUUUUUUUCAUGACAUUUGAUCCUUUUAUUUUUUUAAAUGAUAAUUUUAUAGCAAGGUUUUGGGAAUCAAUAAUUGAAUGGUUAGGAUUCUAAAGUGUUAUGUCGAAUGAAUUGGGCGAUCAAGCAUUGUUUUUUGGAAAAGAAAUCAUUGUAACAAAGACACGUCAUAAAAAAUAAAGGGGACCAACAAAAAUUUAGAAGUUAUAGAAAAAAUAGAAAAUAAAAAAUCUAAUCUUAUUAAAGGAGUGAUUCAAAGUUAAUUCUGAUCAAAAUACAAAGAAUUAAAAGUGCCAUCAUAUUGAAAGUCUUUCAUAACUCAAACGCAUUGCGAAAGUUUUUGGAAUCGUUUUGUUGAAAGUAACUUGUUGAAAAAGCACAUUUGGAAGUCUGGAAAAACAAAUUGUCAAAGAGGAAAUCGAUUAUCCAGUUUGGGGAAAUCGAUUUCUGGAAGCUUGUUCAAUUUUUUUGCUUUUUAAGUUGGGGAAAUCGAUUACCCCUGUUUGCUUUUUUUGCUUUUUAUCGUGUUAAUGGUUCUGAUGGCGUUUG